AUGAAACCAAAUGAGACUAUUAUAACAGACGACAUUUCAAACUAUAAUCUGAAAAAACUAACAGAAAUAGAAAGAUAUGUCUGUUCUGAUAAUAUUGAAUAUUCUGUGCAAGCAUCGAUUAAAAAUGUUAGCAAAGAGAAUAAUGAUAAUGAGACAUUAGCUUACCAGAUAAAUGUUGACUUAGAAAACUACGAUAGUGAUACGCUAGCUACUACAAAUAGUAAGGUCAUAAAAAAAGAAAUCAAAUCUAAUUGUACAUUGUGUGAACUUGUGGAUCAUAUUGAUCAAUGUCUAAAUGCAGAGACACAAUGGAAUAAAUUUCAUCAGUAUAAGAAUUCAAUAAUGUUUGCAACCACAUCUACUACUGAUAAUGACCUUUUCUCAAUAGUAACUAAAAAUAUUGACAAAUAUCUCACAGAAGCUGUUAGUAGUAUAAUUAAGGAUGAGAUAACACAGUGUCUGUUUCUUACAGCUAACAUAAUUGAACUAACACUUGACGAAUUUAAUUCUGAACAAGAGGUUGAAGAAGAAAUUUCAUGUAGAUUUCUUGAAGAUAACUAUGAUGCAUGCAAAAUUACUCUUAAUGCUAUAAUAGACGAAGUCAGAAGAGAAAAUAUCAAAGAAAUCUAG
This is a messenger RNA of Scutellospora calospora, 630 nucleotides long. The record is from the annotation of a GenBank genome assembly. Lineage: Eukaryota; Fungi; Glomeromycota; Glomeromycetes; Diversisporales; Gigasporaceae.